CCUUCCUGCCGGCGCGCAGCGGUGACGUAUGAAAUCCGUGUCGCUUUCGGCGUGUUGAUCCCCCCAGGGUCCUGCUGAUUGACUGACAGACCCCUGAGCUUCAUGGCCUCCGCUGGUGUGGCCCCCGGGCGUCAGGCGGAGGAUGUGUUGCCGCCGCCGGCCGAGCCGCAGCUUCCAGAGACGAAGCCGCUGCCGCCUUCUCAGCCGCCAACGCCGGUCGCUGCGCCUCAGCCGCAGCAGUCGCCCGCGCCGAGGCCGCAGUCACCUGCGGGCGUGAAAGAGGAGGAGAAUUACUCCUUUUUACCUCUGGUUCACAACAUCAUCAAAUGCAUGGACAAGGACAGCCCCGAUGUUCACCAGGACCUGAACGCCCUAAAGACCAAGUUCCAGGAGGUGCGGAAGGCCAUCGGCAGCAUGCCCGGCAUCCACCUGAGCCCUGAGCAGCAGCAGCAGCAGCUGCACAGCCUCCGGGAGCAAGUUAGGACCAAGAAUGAGCUCCUGCAGAAGUACAAGAGCCUCUGCAUGUUUGAGAUCCCCAAGGACUAGAGCGAAGGCACUGCUAGGAGCCACAGCCUUUCACGUCCCCCACCACCCCCGGUAGAAGCGCUCUCUCGGACCUCAGCUCUGAACCAGGUGGCCAGGCAGGCUGAACGCAGUGGCUCUGGCAGAACCCUCUGUAUAUCCCAUAUGUCUAGGGGCAUAAUAACCACUGCCUGCUGGUGGGAGGAAGGCCAGGGGCUGGGCUCCACUUGCAGCUUUGCAAAACACGGAGGCGAAGAGAGAAGGAGGCAGCAUCCUCUUUGCUUCCUUCCCUCCCUCUCCUCUCACCCCUGGAUGUGAUGAGUGCAUACCAGGUACAUAUCGUUCCCCGUGACAGCAGUUUUAUGAAGCAUUUGCAUAGAACUCAGUGGGCAAAUGAUGCCAGCAUCAGAGUGGUGUGGUUGACUGCGGUAAAGAGCGGCAGCUGUGAGAAUGAGCAUUGCAUUGGAAGACGGCAAGGUGGCUUUUUCCCCCGUUUGUCCCUUUCAUUUGAGCCCUGUCAAGUGUUGGCUGGAGCCUGCAGGCAGCCCUUGUCUCCAGCUUCUCUGCCACCCCAUGUCCUCAGUACCGUUAGCUCUUGCUCCCUUGGUCUCCUGUGGGCAGCCACGUAAUGCCAGAGAAUGGCAGCCCUCACCAGAGCCCGCGAGGCGCCCUUGAGCCGGUGAGCUGCCACUCCCACCCGAGCUAAAACUGCUCUUCAGGUGAGCAGAUCUUGCCCUUCUGGCGUUUCAGAUUCAGGCAGGCCUACUUCAGGGAAUUUUUUCCCCCUUUGGCCUUCUCACUAGAGUGAGCAGCAGACGUUCCGUGCACUGCCACACCAAGAUGCUGGGAUGUGCUUUCUGCUCAGAGAAGUGGCUGGUGAUGUUCUGAGGGACGCAGGCCUGGCAGUCCUCACUACCCCAGCCCUACUCCGGUGUCUGCCAGGCGGGAUGCUUUAUUUAUGUGCCCUUCCCCUGACAGCUUGAGGGAAGAGCACUUCUUUCCCCUGCCUCUUAAGGGGAGGUGAGAAGUAACUGCAUUUUGUUUACAUCUAGAAAUGGACACCUCACCUGUGCCAGCUUAGCAGGUGCCUGCCAACUGACCUCAUUGGCAGGCACAGUGGCCGAGGAGUGUUUGGAAGGACUCCACGGUGUCCCCUUACCUGUUAGGUGGCUGGCGUGGUGGGAGCUCAGAGUGUAGAGUAGGUCAGGCUUCAGUGGCCUUGGGCAGAAGAGCAGGCUCUGAAUGUAAGUGGGCAGUCACUACUUACAGCAUCCCAGCAGCCAUGGGACUGUUACUUAACUGAAUCAGUUAAUUUCUAGAAAUUUCAGAGUAGUGUAUGGGCCAGUUUUAAGGCUCUGACCAAAUACCAUGAAACCUGAAGCACAUGAAGAACAAGACCAUCAGGUUCUGUUUGAGGCUGAGAUGAUGGACAAGGGGCUCCUUGCAGGGGCAGGGGAGACACCUCCACCCCCUAUUUAUACCUGAAAGAACUUAGAAUGGUCUGCUCUCAGGAUGUCUUCGUUUUUGUACUGAGAAGCCCGCAGCAGGAUGUCUGUUGAAAAGCUGACAGGAAAAUGUUUGCUUAGAGUGUACACAGAAUAAAUUGUGAGAACUCUACACGUCUCUUUCCUGCCCCUCUCCCUGCACAUACAUCAGCCAGACCAGUGGAAACACAGGAUCACUCCUCUCCUGGAGCAGCCUGACCACACAGGCAGGUGUCCUUUGGUGGUUUGAGGCAGUUUUUAGGCCUGUGAGCGUCCCCAGAGCAGGGUGACAUCCCCUAGGAGAGUAACCUGGAGUCCCCUCACAGGGCUGAGCACCUCCUGAAGUACCACAUAACGUGGGUUACUGGCAGGCACUGGUGCUAAGUACUUUUUAAUAUCACAGCAGCCCCUGGAAGACAGCAUUCUCUUGACUCUGCAAAUGAAGUAGUUGAGUCUUGGCAGGUGUGGCUUGCUCAAAGUUUGCAGGCAGAGAGAGCGGGGAUGAGAGUCCUAAGCAUGUGCCCUUAGCCACCAAGAGAGGGAAAAAGCAAGGGAGACCUACUGUCCCUUAGGCUGGGGGAGAGGGGGGCUUUGUGAUUUUAACUGUCCCUGGGCCACAUCAAGUCUGGUGACAAGGCCUUUGGCCCUACACUGAGAGGACUCAGAAUACUUUCAGAAAACGAAGCCGUGUGGCUUGACCGACGGAAACAUCAAGCAGUAAAUAAAUGAACUAGAAAGAUUGA
Molecule: messenger RNA, 2749 nt
Organism: Loxodonta africana (African savanna elephant)
Lineage: Eukaryota; Metazoa; Chordata; Mammalia; Proboscidea; Elephantidae
Gene: MED9
Product: mediator complex subunit 9
Exons: 2
Coding region: 103-546 (147 amino acids)
Biological process (GO): regulation of transcription by RNA polymerase II
Cellular component (GO): mediator complex
Molecular function (GO): transcription coregulator activity
Source: RefSeq, a predicted model, not a curated record